Baudoinia panamericana UAMH 10762 is the source of this 1764-nucleotide messenger RNA. Its product is annotated as glycosyltransferase family 22 protein. Gene Ontology annotation, cellular component: endoplasmic reticulum membrane. The transcript has a single exon. Bases 1 to 1764 code for a protein of 587 amino acids. The record is from RefSeq and is a predicted model, not a curated record. Lineage: Eukaryota; Fungi; Ascomycota; Dothideomycetes; Mycosphaerellales; Teratosphaeriaceae. Gene Ontology annotation, molecular function: alpha-1,2-mannosyltransferase activity. Gene Ontology annotation, biological process: protein N-linked glycosylation.
AUGAACGCGUUCUAUGCCUUGUUCGCGAGUCACAUAGUCGCCGCCAUCUUCUCCCCCAUCCAGGACUGCGACGAAGUCUUCAACUACUGGGAACCCACCCACUACCUUACCCACGGCCAUGGCUUCCAAACCUGGGAGUAUUCGCCCGAGUACGCCAUCCGCUCAUGGGCGUAUACUGGCCUACACGCCCUGGUGACUCUGCCCGUCAAGCUUGCCAACGGCGACAAAGUUGCUGCCUUCUACCUACUCCGGAUCUUUUUAGGCUUCAUCUGCGCUCUGUCCGAGACCAGGCUAUUCUCGAAGAUUGCCGCCACGCUCAACCCAAGGAUUGCCGUCUUGUUCCUCGUCAUCAUGGCGACGAGCCCGGGCAUGUUCCAUGCCAGCGUUGCGUAUCUGCCCAGCAGUUUCGCCAUGUGCUUUGUCAUGCUUGGCAUGGCAGCCUUCAUGGAUUGGCGAGGCGGUCUACGCACGGCACAGGGUAUCUGGAUGUUUGGCGUUGGUGCCUGCCUUGGCUGGCCGUUUGCCGCUGCACUGUCUGCACCUUUCCUUAUCGAAGAACUCUACCUGGCGUCGAUAAGCGACACGCAAGGCAUGCUUGAGCUUUUCUGGCGUGUGGUAGACGGCGUUGUCCGGACACUGCUUUGCCUCGGACUGCAAGUCAGCGUCGAUGGGUUCUUCUACAAGAAGCUCCUACUGGUGCCGCUCAACAUUGUUACCUACAACAUUUUCAGCAGCAAAGGGCCGGAACUCUACGGGACCGAACCGUGGCACUUCUACCUUCGAAAUCUGUUUCUGAACUUUCAUGUCUGGCUACUGCUUGCACUAUCGGCGAUGCCACUCGUGCUCGCCCAGCACUUCUUCCGCACCAAAGGAGCGACCAAAUCGAGCUGGCUUCGUGGCGUAGUAUUCCUCACACCCUUUUACAUCUGGCUGGCAAUCUUCACCCUUCAGCCCCACAAGGAAGAGCGUUUCAUGUACCCUGCCUACCCUGCUCUGGCCCUGAAUGCAGCAGUCGCCAUGCACAUCAUCCUCGCCAACCUCGGCUCCACCGAUCAGAGCGACUUGAUCGCGAAGAUCCCCGUCAUGCUUCGCUUGGCCGGCAUUCUCGGCUUCAUCGUUCUUGCCCUCUCCGUCUCAGUUCUUCGCAUCAUGGGCCACAUCAGCGCCUACGACGCUCCCUUGUCGGUAUACCACCCCUUAAAGGCGAACGCCACCAACCCAGGCGACACCGUGUGUCUAGGCAAGGAAUGGUACCGCUUCCCAUCCCACUACCAUCUCCCCGAAGGCGUCAAGGCAAAGUUCAUCAGAUCCGAGUUCUCGGGUCUCCUACCUGGCGAGUUCAGCGAAGUCGCAUCGGGUCAAAGCUUCGGUCUGUUUCCGGGUACCUGGCUCGUACCGCCUGGUAUGAAUGAUGAAAACCGGGAAGAUCUGUCUAAAUACACGGAUGUCAAGCACUGCAACUUUCUGGUCGACAGUCACUCGCCUUCUACGGAAGUUACGGGUCUUGAGCCAAGCUAUAUCUCGGAUAACGCGACUUGGGAGAAGGUGCAUUGCGUACCGUAUCUGGAUGCCGCUUCGACGAAUAUCGUUGGCAGACUGUUCUGGAUACCAAAUGCUACUUGGGUACCUGAGCAAUACCAGCGAGUAUGGGGUGAGUACUGCCUGCUUAAGCGUAGGCCGCAGAAGAAGCCCGUUGCAAGUACCCCUGCCGGUGCGGAAAGGACGAGAAGAUAUGAUAUUCCGAGCAUCGAGACGCUUGGCUGA